Molecule: messenger RNA, 833 nt
Organism: Fundulus heteroclitus (mummichog)
Lineage: Eukaryota; Metazoa; Chordata; Actinopteri; Cyprinodontiformes; Fundulidae
Product: putative C-type lectin domain family 20 member A
Exons: 4
Coding region: 42-833 (263 amino acids)
Source: RefSeq, a predicted model, not a curated record
CUCUUCAUGACAUCCAGACUACUCAGACUGAAAAUUUAACAAUGGACCAUCGUUUCACUCGGAUGACUCUUCUGUUCUUUGGAUUUACCAUCAGCGCCUGUUCAAUAGUACGGGAGUUUUACUACAUCAACAUAGCCAAGACCUGGGAUGAAGCACAGCAAUACUGCAGAGAGAAAUACACAGAUCUAGCCAAGAUUGAAAGUGAAGAGGACAUAAGCAAGUUGAGAGCUGUUUUUCCCUACAACUGGGUGUGGUUUGGACUCAGGGACGACCCAAAAUCGUGGAAAAACACCAUCGGCACUGAUGCCAACUCCUGGAGAUGGUCAACAACAGGAGAAACUGGAAAAACGAAUUACCACUCAUGGAGCCCAGGUGAACCAAACUAUGGAAACGCACGGGAAACGUGUGUGGUGAUGACCAGUACAGGACAGUGGGCUGAUCGGAGAUGCAACCUGCAACAAAACUUCGUCUGUUUUAAAAUUACAGAGAAAAACAAGAAAGAAUACGUUUACAUCCCAGUCAAGGAAACGUGGAGUUCUGCUCUGACCUACUGCAGGACUCACCACAGAGACCUGGCUUUGAUCGAGAACGUGGCAGAAAACGCCGAAGCCCAAAGAGCAAUUCCAACAGGAGGCGAAGUUUGGAUCGGUCUGUACAGGGUGCCGUGGACUUGGUCCGACCAGAGCCAAACUUCCUUCCAACCCUGGUACUACACCAGUCUGAAUAACGUCGGUGGUAAACAGCACUGUGGAACAGAAAAUAAGUUGCAUCAAUGGGCCGAUGAAGACUGUAGCGUUAGGAGAGCCUUCAUCUGCCAUCGAGGUGACAUUUAA